AUGUCUUCUCCUCCUCCUGCAUCUUCGCCAUGUCAGCCAAAGGGAACCAAGUUGAAGGAAGUGCGAUUUGUGCUCCCUCCAACUACGCGGUUUAUUACACCGUGCCUUUCAUCUCCCUCUUCAGCAAACAGCGACGCCGCUGUCGUUCUCGACGUAGACGAACCCCUCAACACAGAGCUUUCACCCAUCUCUGCGGCUCUUUCUACUUUUGCCCACUCGCUGAUUCCAGAAACCCAUCGACUCCCGUCCUUGUUCGACAUGCCAGGAUGGACAACGCUGCAGUUCCAGUUCUUCCCUUGGCUAAACGCGAGGCCUUCAUUGUCUAUUUUGGCACGGGAUGGCGUCGUCUCGUGUUCCCCAUCUUCAACCCGCCGCGCAAAGACUGCUUCUACAGACCCUGUCCAUGAUACCCCGGCACCCCUCCAACCGUGGAUAGAACCUCACAACACUGCCCUCCACGGUCCUCCAUGCAUAAUCGAGCUUUUCGCCGAUAACAACAACCUUCCAUCCCGUGCUUUUGGCGAUAUCCUCAACUUCAAGGAUCUACUCACCAACUUCGAAUUUGACAUUGGUGCUAAAGCGCCGGACGCCCCUGAAGGGAAGACGUUUUACCGAUUGCUCUGGAGGGGGAGGGAGGAGCAGAUUCCGACGGUUAUCGAGCCCGCCAUGCCCGCCUUGAUCACGCAUGCGACGUUCUACAAUUGUCCGCUGACAGUUGAUGACGCAUAUACCAUCCUGGAAGCCUUUGGAGCCACACUUGCGUUCCUCGCAAUCGAGAGAAUCGUGUACGACCGCUCCGGAUCACGCUUACCGCCGGAAUACAGGAUGUCGCUCCCAUCUACUGGACGGCGUUCGUUUCCCAAGCUUAAAAAUCUUAGCUUGACGUCAGAAGUACCCCUCAGCAAGCUUUUCCUGCGGACAAAGUUCCCGAAUGUUAAGAACUUGGCGUUGACCUUGAAGGGUGAGGGGACGAAGACGAAUGUUGCGGAGCUUGCUCGUUCAAUGGGAGAGGAGUGGCGGGCGUUUUUGGUUGGUGGGGAUAUUGUAGAGCGGAAGGUGGAUAGGUUGAAGAAGGAGAGGUCUGAGGUCCAUGUCGCCAGGAUCUGA
This is a messenger RNA of Coprinopsis cinerea okayama7#130, 1107 nucleotides long. RefSeq lists its product as hypothetical. The transcript has a single exon. Lineage: Eukaryota; Fungi; Basidiomycota; Agaricomycetes; Agaricales; Psathyrellaceae. The record is from RefSeq and is a predicted model, not a curated record. Bases 1 to 1107 code for a protein of 368 amino acids.